AUGGCACCAAUCGCACUCACCCCACCCGCGGAGCAGGCGAGGGAGCUCGCUUAUGAGCAACUUCCUGAUGCCUCCAACAUGGGCACCAGCAGGAAGAUUAUCUGUUUCUCAGACUUUGACGGUACCAUUUGCAUGGAAGACACAGGUCACAUUCUAACCAAUGCCUAUGGAUGCGGACCUGACAAGCGCGAGAUCCUCGACGCACAAAUCAAAAGCGGCGAACGCAGUUUCCGCGAAGUCAGUGAUGAAAUGUGGGGCUCCCUCGACGUCCCCUUUGAAGACGGCUUCAAAGCACUGGAAGAAGGCCUCCAACUCGACCAAGACUUCAAGCAAUUCCACCAAUUCUGCAGAAACAACGACAUACCCUUCAACGUGAUCUCCGCCGGCCUGAAACCCGUAUUGCGCAGAGUGCUAGACCAUUUCCUCGGCGAGGAGCAAAGCAGCAGCAUUGAAAUCGUCGCCAACGAUGCCGUCAUCGACGCCGAAGGCCACGCAUGGAAACCCAUCUGGCGCCACAACACGGAUCUAGGACACGACAAAGCCCUCAGCAUCGAAGAGUACAAAACGCAAGCCAAACUCGAAUCCUCAGACGGAACCAUCCCCAUGAUCGUCUUCAUCGGCGACGGCAUCAGCGAUCUCGCCGCCGCAGGCCAAAGCGAUUUACUCUUCGCGCGUCGCGGUCUCGCGCUCGAGGAACAUUGCCUCAAGAAUAAAAUCGAUUAUGUCCCCUACGACACUUUUGCGGAUAUCCAGCGCGAAGUUGUGCGUGUCGCGAAAUUGGAUCAGGUCAAGACGAAAGGACAGGGACUUCCUGUUAAAUUCAACCCUAGAGCCAAUUUGUGGCGGAGGAUCAGUUCGAAGAAUGCUGUGCCCAUUUUCAAGGCUAUGACUCCUAGUGUGGAGGAGCGCGCGUUUUUGUGGCCGGAGACUUUGACUGAGAGGGUGGAGCCGCUGACUGGGAGUGUUGGCAAGGUUUCUGCUUGA
Ramularia collo-cygni is the source of this 984-nucleotide messenger RNA. RefSeq names its product probable 2,3-diketo-5-methylthio-1-phosphopentane phosphatase, putative. Gene Ontology annotation, molecular function: phosphatase activity. Lineage: Eukaryota; Fungi; Ascomycota; Dothideomycetes; Mycosphaerellales; Mycosphaerellaceae. The record is from RefSeq and is a predicted model, not a curated record. The transcript has 3 exons. Bases 1 to 984 code for a protein of 327 amino acids.